GCAGGUUAGGGUGUGUUGGGCGUGGUUCUCCGACUGUGGCGUCCACCUUUGCUACGGUGUACCUGUCUUCGCUUUCAAUUUGUUAUCUCUCACAGACAAAGGCCAUGUUUGGUUUUUCAGUUGGAAGACCCUUAAGCUCAAAAAGUGGUUUUCAGUAAACUAGGUUCAACCUCUAUUGCGUCUUGAUACUCAGUUUAAAAUGGAAGAAGAUGGAGUCCUUUUUGCCUACUGAGUUUGAAAAAUGAGCAUCUUCAACCGUAAGUUUACAAUUUAAACUCAAACAAGCACCUUUUGUGAGAUGAAGAUUGGACAUGCUACCUCUUGUUUCACCCAAUCUUCAUAUUCUUCAGCUAAAAUGCACCUUCAAAUAAACUGGUUUGGCUUCUAAGGCCGGUUUGGAUACUGAAGGCACGUUACUUUUCUUUGAUCUCUACAAUGAUAUGAAAACGUUGAGAAGGUGUGAGAGAUUUUGUGCUUGUUAUGGAAUCCAUAUUAGGAAAUUAUCAGUUAUUUCUGAGGGCAAAUCGGAGCCCUCAAUGGUUGAAAAUGUUGUUCACGAGGAGCGUAUGUCAAAUUUGCACUAUCUUUUGCAGUUAUGUGCAAAAACAAGAUCAUCAGUGGGAGGAAGAGCAUGCCAUGCUCAGAUUAUUCGUGUUGGCUGGGAAAUGGAUGUCUUAACAUCAAAUAUGCUGAUUAACCUGUACUCUAAAUGUUCUUUAGUUGAUAGUGCACGCAAAAAAUUCAAUGAAAUGCCAGUGAAAAGCUUAGUUUCAUGGAAUACCAUGAUUGGAGCACUUACCCAGAAUGACGAGGAUCAGGAGGAAGCUCUAACUCUAUUAAUUCAAAUGCAAAGAGAAGGAACCCCAUUCAAUGAAUUUACCAUAUCCAGUGUUCUAUGCAAGUGUGCCUUCAAAUGUGCUAUUCUUGAGUGCAUGCAGUUGCACGCUUUUUCAAUUAAGGCUGCUAUAGAUUCAAAUUGUUUUGUUGGAACUGCUUUGCUCCAUGUUUAUGCCAAGUGCUCUUCAAUAAAAUAUGCAAGUCAGAUAUUUGAUAGUAUGCCUGAAAGGAAUGCUGUUACAUGGAGUUCGAUGAUGGCUGGAUAUGUGCAAAAUGGGUUUCAUGAGGAGACGUUGUUACUUUUUCACAAUGCUCAGUUGAUGGGUUUAGAGCAGGACCCUUUUAUGAUAUCAUCAGCUGUUAGUGCUUGUGCAGGCCUGGCAACUUUGGUUGAAGGGAAGCAACUGCAUGCCAUUUCACACAAGUCUGGAUCUGGGUCAAACAUAUAUGUUUCUUCCUCCCUUAUAGACAUGUAUGCCAAAUGUGGCUGCAUAAGGGAAGCAUAUCUUGUGUUUCAAGGUGUGAUGGAGGUUCGGAGCAUUGUUUUAUGGAAUGCAAUGAUUUCUGGGUUCGCUAGACAUGCUUAUGCACCCGAGGCUAUGGUCUUAUUUGAAAAAAUGCAGCAAAGGGGCUUUUUUCCUGAUGAAGUAACAUAUGUAUCAGUACUAAAUGCAUGCAGUCAUAUGGGUUUAUAUGAAGAAGGACAGAAGUAUUUUGAUCUCAUGGUCAGACAGCACAAACUUUCACCGAGUGUUCUUCACUACUCAUGCAUGGUUGAUAUUCUCGGUCGAGCAGGACUCGUUCACAAGGCUUAUGAAUUGAUAGAGAGAAUGCCAUUUUAUGCAACUUCUUCUAUGUGGGGUUCACUUUUAGCCUCUUGCAGAGUUUAUGGCAAUAUUGAGCUUGCUGAGAUUGCAGCCAAGCAUCUGUUUGAAAUGGAGCCUAAUAAUGCAGGAAACCACAUCUUGCUAGCAAAUGUAUACGCAGCUAAUAAAAAGUGGGACGAAGUUGCAAGAGCGAGGAAGCUUCUUCGAGAGAAUGAUCUGAAGAAGGAGAGGGGUACAAGUUGGAUUGAAAUUAGAAAUAAAAUUCAUUCAUUUACUGUUGGUGAGAGAAACCAUCCACAAAUGGAUGAGAUUUAUGCCAAGUUGGAUGAUUUAGUGGUAGAGUUGAAGAAGCUAAAUUAUAAGGUGGAUACCGAUAAUGAUCUCCACGAUGUGGAAGAGAGCAGGAAACAGAUGCUUUUGAGGCACCACAGUGAGAAGCUUGCCAUUACCUUUGGAUUGAUGUGUUUGCCUAGUGGUAUACCAAUUAGGAUUAUGAAAAACCUCAGAAUUUGUGGUGAUUGCCACAUUUUUAUGAAACUUAUGUCCAAGUUUACUAGCAGGGAGAUUAUUGUUCGAGAUACAAACCGUUUUCACCACUUUAAGGAUGGAUUCUGUUCCUGUCGAGAGUUUUGGUGAAGUUCUGAUGUGUAUAUGUUUCUCUUUUAACUCCAACUAGCGCAUAGGAACAUUUUUUUCUGAUACAAAUGAUUGAUUUUAGUCUGUCGUAAAGUACGAAGGACAAGUGUCUUUAAAUCUGCGUUUGUUUGUAUACUAUGACUCUUCUCAUUCGCUGCAUUAAAACUUAUUUAGGUACCGAGGAUACCCUACUAAGUUUUUAGU
Molecule: messenger RNA, 2504 nt
Organism: Vigna unguiculata (cowpea)
Lineage: Eukaryota; Viridiplantae; Streptophyta; Magnoliopsida; Fabales; Fabaceae
Product: Pentatricopeptide repeat (PPR) superfamily protein
Biological process (GO): RNA modification
Molecular function (GO): protein binding; zinc ion binding; RNA binding
Source: RefSeq, a predicted model, not a curated record